Molecule: messenger RNA, 1541 nt
Organism: Nylanderia fulva
Lineage: Eukaryota; Metazoa; Arthropoda; Insecta; Hymenoptera; Formicidae
Product: sister chromatid cohesion protein DCC1
Biological process (GO): mitotic sister chromatid cohesion; maintenance of mitotic sister chromatid cohesion
Cellular component (GO): Ctf18 RFC-like complex; chromatin; chromosome, centromeric region
Source: RefSeq, a predicted model, not a curated record
UCUAUGGUCACUCUUAGCUGAGCCGGAAAUUUGGCGGGAAAAUAUUUCGAAGCACAUUGCGAAGGUAAAUACGAGCUUAUAGCGGAGGUUGCCUGAGGAUCUGUCAAUGGAAUCUGAUGAAAAGAAAGACGUUCGCACAAAAGAGGAUGUCCAGCAGAUUUUGGAGCUAGCAACAAUUAAAGAGUCCGAUUUAAAUUCUACGACGCAAUGCCUGUAUCCUAUGCAAGAUCACAAGGCUGAUGAUUUAAUGUUAUUGGAGGUGGACAAACAUAUCUGGGAAGCGUUAAACGAAGGGGACACAGUAUCAUUCCGUGGCAACAAACAUGAUGAUGGUAUAUUGUGCACAAACACUCGGACCUAUGAAAUUAAAGAGGCAGAGAUAUCCAAUUCAUGGUUAUUGGUACCAAAUUUAAAGCUGAGCAAGGCAACAAAUGAAGCUGAAAUAACUGAGAGAACUGUAGAGAGACGAAACAUAAAGAAGAUAUUUACCUCCUACUAUGAGGUGAAAGAAACUAAACCUAAUCUAGCAAAAUUGUCUAUUCUCCUUAACUCAUCAUCUUUUAAUGGAUUGGAAUAUGAAUCUAUAAUAGACCCAAAGACAUUAUAUAGUUGGGAGAGAUUACAAAGUGAAUUACAAGCUAGUGAUUAUGAAUUGAGACAGGCAUUAGCAGAUUUUUUAAUAGCUGAAAUAGAUGGUCAUUUGCGUCUCAUAUCAUUCGAUACAGAAGCAAGAAGUCUGAAUUUUAUGUUGGACUAUUUUGGAGAACAGACUUGGGAAAUAGAUGAAGUAGAUAAAGAGAAUACAUUUGAAUGUCUAAAGGAGCUUAUUCAUGAACCAGUAUUUAAUGCUAUAUUCGACAGAUAUGCAGAAAUAAGCACAAAGACAAAAGAUGACAAUAGUCCAUUGUACAAGUAUGACGAAAGAAAAUGCUGUGCAAUGAUAGCAAAAAUUCUUCUUGCUGCUUCUCCUGUCACAGAGUACAAAGAAUUUAUGGAAACAUGGAACAUUGGUACUCCUGAAAAGAUGAAUCCAAAAGAGGAGUAUUUGUGUGGAUCUGCUCUUGUAACAUACAAUGCUUCAAAAAUGCAAAGAGAGAUUGUAUCUUGCCCAGAGGCGGAUUUACCCAACAACAUUCAUGAUAGACUUAAUGAACUUUUCCAAAUUAAGGCUAAAUGGACUGUUGAAGAGAUAACACCUUAUAUCAUCCGUUUUACAAAAGGUACAAUGAAUGUUAAUGCUCUUUUAACAAAAUACGCUAGAUGUUCUACAAAAAAUGGAUUAAAGUAUUAUGGGUCAAAACAUGGCAAAUAAGAUAUUGCAAUAAUUUGUGGCAUGCAUUAAAUUGCCAUGCAAUAAAUAUUGAUUGAUGCAGUAACAUUAAUUAACACAUGAUAUUAAUUAAUUAUAUUAAUGCUAGGGCAAUUUUUCUGAGUUUUCUGUAGUGUUAAAAUCAUACGCGCAGUUUAUUUUGCUUGUGAUCAUGUGUAAUACAUAUAGUUACAUUUACACAAUUUAUAAAUAUUUUUAAGAUGAAAUGAGA